AUGUCUUUCAGUCCUCGGGUUCUACGAGAGUUCUACACAUCACUACCAAAAACCAUGAGAGACGAGCUUCGGGAAUUGGCAAAGGCGGGCGACUUCUCGUUUGUAGAUGUCAUCAAGUCGCAACUUAGGCCUGGCAACAAUCUAUCCAAUCAAAGUCCCGGACAAAGAACUUUGGAAGAUUCAACAUACUGUCCCUACCGUAAUGCCUUACACAUUGCACGAUUCUCCUACUUUGCAGCACUAUUCACAAACUUUAGUUCGCUCGGCUUCGACUUUUCAUUAUUCCUCGACGAGACAAGCGUGUCUCCCUUUGUCGGCCGCUCUGAUCUUGAUGAUACCAGCGUCCCCUCUAGCCUUCGACCACUAGAAUCACAGCGUUCUGUUUCUCAUCACCCUUAA
Fusarium keratoplasticum is the source of this 399-nucleotide messenger RNA. RefSeq names its product BZIP domain-containing protein. NCBI's taxonomy places the organism in Eukaryota, Fungi, Ascomycota, Sordariomycetes, Hypocreales, Nectriaceae. The transcript has a single exon. The record is from RefSeq and is a predicted model, not a curated record. Bases 1 to 399 code for a protein of 132 amino acids.